CCAACAAAUAUUUAUUCUCUUUCUUCUUCCUCCUCCAUUUUCUUUUACAUGACUCUUCUUCUUCGUCUUCUUCUCCUUCUUCUUAAUCACUUCUCUGCUUCUUCUUCUCGUGCGCUUCAUCUUCUCGAUCGUCCCUAACCACCGCUGACGGACUCUUCCAGAAUUUGACACUAUGAGGAAGAAGCUUGAUACUCGUUUCCCCGCGGCUCGAAUUAAGAAGAUUAUGCAAACCGAUGAGGAUGUUGGGAAGAUAGCUUUGGCUGUGCCUCUCCUGGUUUCGAAAGCCUUGGAACUGUUUCUGCAGGAUUUAUGUGACCGGACUUAUGACAUAACCCUCAAGAGGGGAGCCAAGACCAUGAAUUCUCUGCAUUUGAAACAGUGUGUCAAGACCUUCAGUGUUUUUGAUUUCUUGAAGGAUAUUGUCAGUAAGGUUCCUGAUCUUGGGGGAUCGGAUGCUGUUGGGGAGGAAUGUCCUGUUGCAAAGAGGAGGAAAGUGGCUGCUGAUGAUGAAGACACCGAGAGUGAUGAUGAGACCAAGAGGGGUAAGAUGAUGAAUGACGCUGGUAAUACUGUUGGAAGUGGCAGAGGAAGGGGUAGAGGCAGAGGAAGGGGGAGGAAAGCGGUUGCCGAUGAUGAAGACACUGAUACUGAUGAUGAGUCCAAGACGAGUCUGAUGCUGCAUGAUGCUGGUAACACCAUUGGAAGUGGCCGGGGAAGAGGAAGGGGUAGGGGCAGGCCUAGAGGUCGCCCACGUGGUAGUCGGACAGGAGGGAAGGAGAUAAGUGCACCCAAUGAGAAAUAUGAAGAUGAUUUGGACAUUGAUAAGCAUGAGGACAAGCUCGAUGAACCCCUUGAGUUGCUGGAUGAUGCAACAGAGCCUAAAGGGUCAAAGGAAAACGCUUCAGGUGGCAAUAGUGCAGAAACAGCUGCUCGGAAUUUUGAUUUGAAUGUGGACUUGAAUGAAAAUGAGGAUUCAACAACUAGAUCAGCCUCUGUUCCUGUUCCUGGUCCUGGUCCUGUUGCAGCUCCUGCUCCUGUUCCUGUUUCUGUACCUGUUCCUGUUCCUGCUAAUCAAUCAUCACAGUUCACGCCUGAUAUGAAGCAUGUGGAAUUUCUAGGUUGGCCUUUGACAGGCAUGGAAAAGAUGGCCAUUGAUCCCAUGCAACUUGCCAAUUUGACUAGGAGGAUAGAUGAGGAAGAGGAAGAUUAUGAUGAAGAUUAACCAGCUAUGACAGUGCGUCUAGGCAUCUGUGGUCGCUCACCUCCCGUAACUCAUUUCUUUCUUCUGACACAUGGGUGGAGUAGAUGUUAGGAAAAAAGUUGUUACUGAAGGUUAGGGUGCACAGUAGUGUAGGGAGAAAGGACACCAAUUCACCAUUGUAGACAAGGUUAGGACUGGGGUUAUUUAAGUUUCAGCUUCUUUUGAAGUUCGUAGUUAUGUUUAUAUAUCAGUCACUAACAACAGUUGAAAACAUAUGAUUUCUUGGUGAUAUUGAAGUCCUUGACUGUGUUAAUUUGCUUCUGAAAAAGGAAAAAGAAUAAAUAGUAGAACUAUAAGUAUGCAAAUCUGUUUACUUAGUGAA
Rosa chinensis is the source of this 1583-nucleotide messenger RNA. RefSeq names its product histone-lysine N-methyltransferase SETD1A. Gene Ontology annotation, biological process: regulation of DNA-templated transcription. The coding region runs from base 173 to 1222 and encodes 349 amino acids. The record is from RefSeq and is a predicted model, not a curated record. Gene Ontology annotation, cellular component: nucleus. Gene Ontology annotation, molecular function: protein heterodimerization activity. NCBI's taxonomy places the organism in Eukaryota, Viridiplantae, Streptophyta, Magnoliopsida, Rosales, Rosaceae. The transcript is spliced from 2 exons.